Molecule: messenger RNA, 1281 nt
Organism: Colletotrichum gloeosporioides
Lineage: Eukaryota; Fungi; Ascomycota; Sordariomycetes; Glomerellales; Glomerellaceae
Exons: 1
Coding region: 1-1281 (426 amino acids)
Source: RefSeq, a predicted model, not a curated record
AUGAGAGUCAAAAGCUGCAAGCAUUUGCAACAUGCGUGGUUCAACCAAUCCCUCGACUCGCCGGAUCCAACCCCUCGACAACCUCAGGAUAUCCUGAGAGAGCUUCUGGCGAAUACCAUGGUUGGCGGAAACCUGUCCGUCGACCGCCUGUUCAUAACUGAGCUCUUCGAUAAAGCCGAUAGUUUUAGAAGUCUUCCAGCUUCUGCGUCCCCUGAAAGCUUCCCAAAGUUCCGAGAACUACCGCCAGAGAUUCGUCAAGCGAUCUGGUUAUUUUCCAUCCCACGACGAACAAUGCACAUCAGCGACGUUUUGAUGGAGGCUGUGUGCUGGAAUCGCCGCCUGCCCAUGCCCGCACCCGCACUUGCGUGUCGUGAGGCCUGGGGAGUCAUCAGGCCGCGCAUGCACGCAGUCUUCGACCAACUAGGGUGGAUGUGGCUAGACGAGGACGCCGAAAUGAGACGGAUGGCAUGGAUCACAUCGUCUGACAGACUGAGCAUGGGACCAUAUCACUUUCACGCUUACGGCUCUACUAUCAGGCUUGAUGACGCGCUUUCAACUUUCGAGAGCGUUGCGUUGUCUUUAGAACAACUCGCGAACAAGUAUGCUUUUGGGCAUUUUGACGAGCACCUUAGCCUCAGCAUUGAUCUAGCCCAAACGAUACGGGUCGUUGUGCAAACAAUUGUCAUUGUAAUCUCUGACAAACCAACCCGCUACGGGACGAUUUAUCCUUUGAGGACUCGGACAUCAAGAAAUCUGAAGGCCUCUGCUUCAUUCCUAAACGAGAAUGAGACAUUGGAAUGGACCUACGAGAACAUGCGCGGAGCUUCAGCAUGUGACACCCCAACUCAUUUUGUGGAAGUUGUCGAUCUGCAUGAUCGACGUCGAUUGAACGAACUUGCCUCUCUCGUGAUGGCCAACGGAGGCUCGUCAUGGACUUCGCGACAUAGAAUGGACGCAACGUGUCACUGGGACAGAAGCUAUUGUUUUGAUUGCUUGAUGAGGUGGUGGGAACAUGACGGCAAAGGACUCGCAGAUGCGACAUUAAACAAGGCAUAUAAGCAGCUGAGUGGAAUUCCAGAGGACACUCCCGUUUUGGAAGACUCGAGCAACCCAGAGACGGAAAUGAUUCCCGCAGUCAAAUUCUUGAUCAAGUUUCCAGAUAUUGACCCGCCGGGGAUCAAUUUCGCGGAUGCAGAAAAGUUGAUCGGAGCAGUUCCCGAGGUAUGCCGGGUCGGGGCACGUCUUCUGGGGGAAACCGACUUGUCCAGUGAAGAUAUUUAA